UGUAGGAUUAGUCUUAUAUUUUUCGAAUAAUAAAUUUCAUUUUCAAUUUGUAUUCAAUUUGCUUUCUAUUUAAUAAUAUAAAAAAAAAUCGCUUACAAUAUGGAAAAUAAAAAUUUGUUACUAGUAAUAUCGUUAUUUAUUUUAUCUUUCGAUAUUAAAUCUCGUGCGGAAUCGGUAGUUAAUAUUUCCGAAGGUUUACUUAAGGGAACAAUAAUUACAUCGCGAAAUGGAAGAAAUUUUUCAGCUUUUAUAGGCGUACCUUAUGCGGAACCACCAAUUGGUGUUUUGAGGUUUAAAAGUCCAGAACCAGUAAAAAAAUGGAGUGAAACUUAUGUUGCAAAUAAAGAAGGAAACGCUUGUCCACAACCUGUUAAAGGGAAAGUAGAUGGAAAGGAAGAUUGUUUAUAUUUAAAUGUUUUUACGCCAAAACUACAAUUUAAUGAAUUAAUGGAGAAUGAAACUUUGUUACCAGUGAUGUUUUGGAUUCAUGGUGGUGGAUUUCAUACCGGAAGUAGUCGUUUAAAUUUAUAUGGUCCCAAUUAUCUAAUGGAUAAAGAUAUUAUUCUUGUCACAAUAAAUUAUCGAUUGGGAAUCUUAGGUUUUCUCUCAACUGGCGAUGAUGUGGCGCCAGGUAAUUUUGGAAUGAAGGAUCAGGUUUUAGCUCUGAAAUGGGUUCAAAAUAAUAUUCAAGCAUUUGGAGGAGAUCCUAAACGAGUUACAAUAUUUGGUGACAGUGCAGGAGGAGCUUCAGUCACUCAUCAUGCAAUGUCUGAUAAAUCCAACGGCCUUUUUCAUCAAUACAUUGCACAAAGCGGUAAUCCAUUGGUUCCUUGGGGAUAUAGAGACAAAAAUGAUAUUAAAUCUGAUGUAAAUGCAAUUGCACAAAAAUUGGAAUGUCCAAUAAGUGAUUCCACGCAAAUUGUAAAUUGUCUACGUGAUGUGGAUUAUUAUACAUUGGUGAAUUUAACAACGUAUGAGGUUUUGGAUUUUGCUGAAUUAUUAUGGGUGACGACAAAUGAAGUUGAAUCGAAUGACGCCUUUUUAACAGAUAAGCCUGAGAAUUUAAUUGAUCAAAAUAAAUUAAGAGACUAUCCAUUAAUGACUGGUUCUGUUGCCGAUGAAGGAUUAUACGUUACUGCACCCUUAUAUACAAAUAAUACUUCCACAUCUGUUGAAAGUGCCCUUAAAAAAUGUAUUAAUGGGACGUUUAAUCGUAUUCCAUCGAUCAAGGAUUUAUCGAAAUUUGAAAAAAUUAUCAUUGAUUAUUAUUUUGAUAGUACAAUUUCUUCAACUAAUAAGAUGUUAUUGGACAACUUUACUAAAUUUGCUGGAGAUAGUCAAUUCAUGUAUCCCGUUGCAAUUUUAUCGGAAAAAAUAUCGAAAUUUGGAAAGAAACCAGUUUAUUUAUAUAUGUUUGGAUAUCGCGGUGAAUCGAGUUACACGAAUGUUGAUUAUGGUAUCGAUGAGAAUGUAGGAGUACAUCAUGCAGAUGACUUAUUUUAUCUUUUCUCAGGAGAACAUUCAAAAUCUAUAACCGAUAAAGAUAAAUACAUAAUUGAUUUGAUGGUGGAUUUAUGGACAUCUUUCGCCAUAAAUGGAAUACCAACGUCGGGAAAAUUAGCUGAUUCUAAUAUGUGGAAGCCUUAUUCUACGGCAAAUAAUUUUCUUCAGAUUGGAAAUGUUCUUAACAAUACCGAACCAUCUGUUACUCUACAGGAUGAUUAUUAUACUGAUCGUAUGAAUCUUUGGAAGAACAAUUUUCCCAUUAUAAAACUCUAAUUUAUUUUGUUUUUUACUUAUGGGCUCAUAAUUUGCUUUUUUAAAAAAAAUUUUAUCUCUUUUAAAAAAAAAAAAAAAAAAAAUUGUAAGCAAAAAAUUAUAUUUUCCGUGUGAUAAAAAAUUUUUACUUUUAAUUCGUUGAUAUGUUGGAAUGGCGUAAACCAUCUCCAUUUAUAUACAUUACAAUUGUAAAUUUCAUUUAAGAAAUCGUAGAAAUUUAUAUAUAUUACAAAAUAUAUAAAAGUAUAACCGUUCCGGGAUUUCGUGACAGAAGCACAACUAUGUACGUAUAUAGAUUUAUAUUCAUGUCGAAUGGAGCUUAUUAAAUUUAUAUUUUUAAGCUUCCGGGUAAUCAGACAAGAAGUAGGUGCUACACAUUUUAUUCAUAAUGACUGCAUAUAUAUGUAAUAUUACGGGACUGAUGUCAAAAGUAAUUUAACUUACGUUAACCACAACUAUUACACAAAAAACAUAUAGUCGCAGUCUAAUCAUUUUAUUACGAUUUAUAAUAUACUUAACAACUCUUUAAAAUAUGAAAAUACAACUCAAGAUUACGUAUAUGAUCUUUGCGACUGACAAUGAGUCACAUUUUACAGUUACAGUUUUAAAACGACAUACCUUUGAAAAAAAGUAUCUCGAAAUUUAUAUUAUUCAUUUAUCUCUUUAAACUGUUUUUUUUUUUUUUUUGCAAAAAAAAGUAAUUUAAACUUUUUUUUACAAAAAUUUAUUGUAACAAAUUUUCAAAUUUAUUUGCAAGUUUAAUGAAAUAAUUUAUGGUUAUUAUAGAUACAGUAACUUUAUGUUAGAACCAAGAUAAACGAUACGAUAUAAAAAUAAAAUUUUAUUUGAACCAAAUAAA
Messenger RNA from Leptopilina boulardi, 2638 nucleotides. RefSeq names its product juvenile hormone esterase-like. NCBI's taxonomy places the organism in Eukaryota, Metazoa, Arthropoda, Insecta, Hymenoptera, Figitidae. The transcript has 7 exons. Bases 100 to 1779 code for a protein of 559 amino acids. The record is from RefSeq and is a predicted model, not a curated record.